Molecule: messenger RNA, 384 nt
Organism: Puccinia graminis f. sp. tritici CRL 75-36-700-3
Lineage: Eukaryota; Fungi; Basidiomycota; Pucciniomycetes; Pucciniales; Pucciniaceae
Exons: 3
Coding region: 1-384 (127 amino acids)
Source: RefSeq, a predicted model, not a curated record
AUGAAAAGUUUGAGGGGCAGGGGAAAGAUUCAAACAUGCUCAGCCACUGGGGAGAAUCCUCCUGGCCAUAAAGGUUUGUCCCCCCGCCAGCCUUUACACCUCAAUGGCUGGGAGUUAUCCCUCUUGGCCUCUGAGAGUGUACAGUUCUCAACAGUUGUUGAGAGUGUACCCUCUCAAUGGCCAGAGUGUACAGAUCUUGUUGAGAGCUGUACACUCUUGGCGGCCAAGAAAUUCCCCCCGGCCACUGAGAGUGUAGAGCUCUCAGAAAAAAAGAGAAUUCUCUUGGUUGCUGAGAGUGUACAGCUCUCAGAAACUGAGAAAAUCCUCUUGGCCGCUGAGAGUGUACAACUCUCAGCCACCAAAAGAAUCCUCUUGUCCAUUUAA